GACCGACACGCACUUGGCGGCGAGAUGGAGACCGGGGAGCCCACGAGUCCCCAGGAGCCGCCGUCGCCGCCGUCGCUGCCGUCGCCAUCGGCCCCGGAGAGCCCUGGGCUCCCCACGCUGGAGCAGCCAUCGGAGGCCCACGCGCGGCAGCUGCUGCUGGAGGAGUGGAGGCCGCCGGGCGGGAGCCUGCAGCUGCCACCGGGUCUCACCUGGAAACUGCUGUUCCUGAGGCGGCCGCUCUACCGCAACUUGCUCCGCUCGCCCAACCCCGAAGGCAUCAACAUUUAUGAGCCAGCACCGCCUACUGGUCCCACACAGCAGCCCCUGGAGAGGCUGGGCAACUUCCAAGGGUGGUACAUCAAGACUGAGAAGCUGCCACAGAACCUCAGCUGGACUGUGAAGCAGCAGUGUGUGAAUUUGCUGGUCGAGGGCCUGUGGGAGGAGCUGCUUGAUGAUGAGCAGCCAGACAUCACGGUCAUGGACUGGUUCGAGGACAGCCGGCUGGACGUGUGUGUCUAUGAGCUGCAUGUCUGGCUGCUGGCAGCUGAUCGCCGCACAGUCAUUGCACAGCACCAUGUGGCCCCCCGGACCUCAUGGAGAGGUUCCCCGGGCCACUGGGUCCAGGUGUCCCAUGUAUUCCGCCAGUAUGGCCCUGGUGUGCGGUUUGUCCACUUCCUACACAAGACAAAGAACCGGAGGGAGUCUGGUGGGCUGCGGCGGACAAGGGUGACUGACUCCUCCGUGUCUGUGCAGUUCAGGGAGUGACUGGCUGGCUCCAGGCCUGUUCUGACCCCUUGUCUCAUCUAUCCACCCCUUGACACCUCUCUUAGCCCUUAGCACUUCCUGGACCCUUAGCACCCCCUGACCCCUUAGUACCCCCCUAAUCCUUAGAAGUCCUUAACCCUUAGCACCUCCUUGACCCUUUAGCAAUGCCAUGUUCUCUCAGCACUUUCCUGAUGCUCAGUACUACCCUAUUCCCUUCAUGAGCUCUCAACUUCUCCCUAAUCACUUGCCACCACCUAGGCCCCCUUGAUCGUGCCUGGUCCUCGGCUUCUCAUUUGACAUAUUCACACAUCCUUGACUGGCUGACUCUUUGGCAUUUCACCUGCACUCUCUGGGAUCCGGAAGGGCAGGGGCCACCUCUUCCUGAGUCAGUGGGUACUCAAUAAAUCCUUGUUGACUGAAUGAAUCAAUACAUGUGCCCAAAGAUGCUAAGUAUUUCCCUGGUCUUUGCUCCUUAGAAUUUCACUGAGUUCAUAGCCCAUUCACACAUCCUCCAAUCAUGAUCCUCCAGCACCUCACAGCCCCUCUACCUUUUGCGCCUCUUUUGACCUCUGAUCUCUUCAUCUCCACCUAUCUCAUUUCCCAUAUUUCUUAACUCUCGGAAUCUCCCUGAAUUCCUCUCCUCCUUCCAUUCCCCAAGUUGUCAUCCACCUAGAGCUGCCCCCAUACCUUUUCUUCCCCCAAGACCCUCAUUUCUGUUCUCUAACUCCCCCCGGGCCCCCAAACCCAGGUUUCCAUGAAGGGCCCUCAUCCCUGGGGGUGGGGGUGGGAAAAGACUGCAAAUUCAAAUUUGCAGAAAUAUGCAAAUUUGAACUAAGGUGUCCUCCAUGUGUUGGGGAGGGAAGGGUUGAAAGUAUCUAACAACCCAUAAGUCCUAGGCUAUGGCCAGAUCCCACAUCAGACCCUUGCCCUAGUCUGGGGCAGGUCCUUGAAGGUCUCCUGCUGUCCCACGAGUGAAUCCUGAGUCUGGAGGUACCUGGCAGGCCAGAACAGCUUGAGGAGUGGGGGGCACUCAGGGAAGGGCUAUCUAUCAAAAAGUGUGGGAAGCAGAUCAGUGUUUAACAAUCAGCCGGUACCAUCGCCUGCUACCAUGUCUUAUGGAUGUGUGUCUUUGUGCACACAUAAAUCCAUGCCAGAAUCUAUGAGUGUGUCCCCAUCUGCAGCAUUGUCCCACUUACGGGCUGAUCCACAUCUGACUGCUCUGCUCUCUUCCGCAUCCUGCCCCUAUCCUGUGUGGACUUGGGUCCCAAGCACAAUCAGAUGGCAGACAGGGACGAGUUCAUAAGAACUGUAUUGCAGGGAAGGCAGGGUGGGGGGCAGGCAGAAAGCUCUCUCCUUUUGGUGCUCGGGGCCUUCAGCAGACCCCAGGGACAAGGCCAGAUGUGGGGUUCAGCACUCUGGGGGGGUUGGAGAUAAGGAACAUCUGAGGCAUCAGUAGCAUCUGCAACAGAAUA
Hipposideros armiger (great roundleaf bat) is the source of this 2237-nucleotide messenger RNA. RefSeq names its product NCCRP1, F-box associated domain containing (gene NCCRP1). Bases 25 to 765 code for a protein of 246 amino acids. The record is from RefSeq and is a predicted model, not a curated record. NCBI's taxonomy places the organism in Eukaryota, Metazoa, Chordata, Mammalia, Chiroptera, Hipposideridae. The transcript is spliced from 6 exons. Gene Ontology annotation, cellular component: cytoplasm; SCF ubiquitin ligase complex. Gene Ontology annotation, molecular function: ubiquitin protein ligase activity. Gene Ontology annotation, biological process: ERAD pathway; SCF-dependent proteasomal ubiquitin-dependent protein catabolic process; glycoprotein catabolic process.